This is a messenger RNA of Aspergillus tanneri, 2073 nucleotides long. RefSeq names its product putative dynein intermediate chain. Gene Ontology annotation, molecular function: dynein heavy chain binding; dynein light chain binding. Gene Ontology annotation, biological process: transport along microtubule. The record is from RefSeq and is a predicted model, not a curated record. NCBI's taxonomy places the organism in Eukaryota, Fungi, Ascomycota, Eurotiomycetes, Eurotiales, Aspergillaceae. Gene Ontology annotation, cellular component: cytoplasmic dynein complex. Bases 1 to 2073 code for a protein of 690 amino acids. The transcript is spliced from 3 exons.
AUGGCUUCUAUGCAGCAGCGAAAGGCGGAGAUCCUGGCCAAAAGAGCCAAACUUGCAGAACUCAAGCGACAGAGGGAGCUACGCCAGCAGGAGUUCUCCCAAACACGGGCUAACACCGGGGAUGCUUCAGAGAUUGUCUCCCCGGUCCCCAGUCGUUCUGAUAGUAGAGCAGAGCUCGAUGAUCUGAUCUCUCGUCUCGUUGACCGCCCCGGAUCGGCUUCUAUAAGCCACGGGGCAGAGGGCCCCUCGCGAAAAGGGAGCAGACCAAAUUCCGUGCUGAGUGCCAGUCAGCUGAGCGGCGAUAAUACCGAAGCAUUCAGUCCUACGACGCGGCCGUAUUCGCAGUCGAUCGCGGUUCAGACUGUCGGAGCGGAGACCUACCCCUCUGGCCCUGAUGCACCUCCCCCUGAGCCGAAACCGGAAAUCGUCACGUACAGCAAAGCAGUACAGACCGAUGACUUGAAACAGUACCGGCAAGAUGGUUCGUCGGCUGAGUCAGAAGGCGAAGAUUCUCAGGACCAUCUAGGUUCAAAUAAUAAACGUCGGACCAAAAAAGAGCGCGAAAGCGAUGAGGAAAUCCGAAAAAAACUCCGGAAGGAAAUUGAAGAGGAAUUACGGGCCACGCAGCAGAAUUCCCAUAACGACGCUGCUUCCGAGCCGACACACCUGCGAUACCCGUUGCGCACCCUGGAGGAGGACGAGUUGAAAGCAGUCACCUCCUCUGACGAGUUCUUGGACUUCGUGGAACGGUCGGCAAAGGUGAUUGAACGUGCACUCGACGAAGAAUACGAUGUUCUCGCAGACUAUGAACUUGGGGGAGUCUAUGGCGAGCUUGAGGAUGAUGAAGAACAUGGAAGGAAAAGGAGAGGUAUCAGGGAGGUUUGCCAAUUCUGGGAUGAGCGAUGGAGCAAGAAGCGCAUGAUCAGUGACGUGAGCUUUUCUCCAAAGUUUCCAGAACUUGUUUUGGCCUCGUAUACCAAGAACCCUUCGGCGCCCCAUGAGCCAGAUGGUCUUGUGCAGGUCUGGAACCAACACCUGCACUCUCGCCCGGAAUAUGUCUUUCAUUCUACCUCCGAUAUCCUGACAGCUAAAUUCUCCCCAUUCCAUCCUAACCUUAUCGUCGGUGGCUCCUACUCAGGACAAGUCUUACUUUGGGACACUCGAUCAUCACGAGCGGGCGGUGGUGCACCGGUGCAAAAGACACCGUUGACCGGGUCUGGUCACACACAUCCGGUUUACAGCAUUUCGAUCAUUGGUACACAAAAUGCUCACAACAUCUUGACUGCUUCCACGGAUGGCGUUGUUUGCAGCUGGACAGUUGACAUGCUUUCCCAACCUCAGGAAUACCUCGAACUGUCCACCCCUCCGCCGUCGAAAACAGAAGACCUUGCGCCCACUACCAUGUCAUUCCCGCAAUCGGACCCAACUUUCUUUAUUGUUGGUACCGAAGAAGGAGGCAUAUAUCCUUGCCACCGUUACGAUCGGGCCGGUGCAAAGGCAGGUACAGACCACCGUCUUUCAUACCGCGGCCAUGCAGCCCCAAUUAUGUCAACUGCAUUCCACCCGGCACGAGGGCCCGUGGACUUGGGCGACUUGAUGUUGAGCUCAAGCUUAGACUGGAGUGUAAAACUGUGGCGUGUUCGACCGCCGGCAACCACAGCGCCGGCCACCUCGGCCAUAACGGCAGCACAAGUCGUGACACCCAUCCUCGAUAUCAACCGAGAGGAUGUCGUCUAUGAUGUGCGCUGGUCUCCCCAUCGCCCUGGAGUCUUCUCCCUUGUCGACGGUGCUGGUCACCUCGAAGUUUGGGAUCUCUACGCUGACACCGAGGUGCCUGUCGUGCGGACAACCCCAUCCACGGGCCGUGGGGGUAUUUUGACCAGGAGCCUCAACAAGGUUGCUUGGGAAGAACGGGAAGGCAAGCGGAUUGCAACUGGUGGACUCGAUGGUGUCGUUACAGUAUUCGAGGUAGGAAAGGGCCUUAGUGGUACCCCUGAGGAUGUUCCAGCCGAGGAGUGGACAGGAAUGAAACGACUGGUAGGGAAGCUGGAGCAAAGCGACCGGAUGAACUGA